Molecule: messenger RNA, 1137 nt
Organism: Diaporthe amygdali
Lineage: Eukaryota; Fungi; Ascomycota; Sordariomycetes; Diaporthales; Diaporthaceae
Product: serine-rich protein
Exons: 2
Coding region: 1-1137 (378 amino acids)
Molecular function (GO): protein dimerization activity
Source: RefSeq, a predicted model, not a curated record
AUGGAUAAUUUCGAUAUAUCGGACCUAGCAGGUGUCAGCCAACAAUCCUUGCUGUUCGGCACGUACCCUCAACCCCAGCCUUCCACCAUCAAACGACAACAGAACACCCAGCCAAGCCUUAACCUCCCCCUCUAUAACUCAAUAGAGGAUUGGAGUGCUGCUGAACUCACCACGGACUCGGCGCCGUCCCCGGGAUCCGCAUCCCCGGUCUCGCCCAUAUUUCCCGGCUUUGCCUCCUCCUUCACCACCGGCGACGAGUGGACCUCAUGGGACAAGCUUGAGCAGUCUCCCGACUCUGAUUUCUUCCUCAAGAACGAGCUCCUUGACAGCCCAGACCUGUCGUCCAUCCCUGUCAUGAGCCCGGCCCUAAAUCCCAUGGAUGCCUCGAACCCGGGACUGGACGACGUUGUGCAAUUUGGUAGUGAAGGUGUCAACGACACAAGGCCCCUGUUCCAGUCACCACAAAUGAACCUCCCCAUGCCUUCACGACAGCCCUCCGCAGGCCCUACUCAGGGACCCAGCACAGGCCUUCCUACUCCCCCAGAGCCUACACAAGCAAGCCAACAAAGGCGAUAUCCUGCUCGCGCAAACCUCAAGAGGAAGUCCUCAUCAGACGAUGAUGCAUCUUCACCAUCAUCACCUCGAUCAUCCUGUUCGCCACCGCCGCCCCAGCGUCGUCAUACCGCACCGUCCACCAAAGAAGAGUCGCCCUCCACCAUUGCCUCCAAGCCUGCCCUUGGUCCCAAGAAAACAGCACACAACAUGAUCGAGAAGCGAUACCGUACCAACCUGAAUGACAAGAUUGCUGCCCUGCGUGACAGUGUCCCAGCUCUACGGGUAAUGGUACACAGGCUGGAACACGCAGACGACGAAGUCAACAACUCCACAAACAUAAUGGACGAGAUCAAGGCCGAGGCAGGGCUGGACAUCGAGGACGACCUUGGCGGUGUAACGCCUGCGCAUAAGCUGAACAAGGCCACGAUCUUGAGCAAGGCCACCGAAUACAUUGCCCACCUAGAGAGGAAGAAUCGGUCUUUGGCCAAGGAGAACUCGGCUUUGAGAAAUAGGGUCGAGGGUUUCGAAAUGUUGGUUAUGUCGUCCAGGGGCGGGCACUCACAGCGACCCAUGUGGCAAUAG